Felis catus (domestic cat) is the source of this 6941-nucleotide messenger RNA. RefSeq names its product MOK protein kinase (gene MOK). Gene Ontology annotation, molecular function: ATP binding; protein serine/threonine kinase activity. Gene Ontology annotation, biological process: protein phosphorylation; intracellular signal transduction. The record is from RefSeq and is a predicted model, not a curated record. Bases 44 to 1369 code for a protein of 441 amino acids. The transcript has 10 exons. Gene Ontology annotation, cellular component: cytoplasm; nucleus. Lineage: Eukaryota; Metazoa; Chordata; Mammalia; Carnivora; Felidae.
UUUGCGCACGCGCGGGAGGCGGCCUCGGGGCGUCCGGGGCCUGAUGGUUGCUAGGGUGACAGCGAUACAACAUGGCGGCCGGAUCCUAACGCUCUCUGUCGAGGAGCCAGCGCGGAGGUCCUGGUUCGGGACCCUGCCUCAGAGGAGUGGAAGCCAGGGGGCCUCCCUUUCUGCCCCUUUCUUCUCCGCCCAGUGUCGGCAAGGGCUUGUCGUCGACUUCCGCAUCCAGGAUGAAGAUAUCGAGCAAGUGAACAGUCUACGGGAGAUACAAGCACUGAGGCGCCUGAACCCACACCCGAACAUCCUCACGUUGCACGAAGUGGUUUUUGACAGAAAAUCUGGUUGUCUUGCACUAAUAUGUGAACUUAUGGACAUGAAUAUUUAUGAGCUAAUACGAGAAGUGAGGUAUGUACCGUUGGUAACCGUCUUUGGCUACUUCCUUGGCCGCGCAGGGAGAAGACACCCAUUACCGGAGAAGAGAAUUACGUGCUAUAUGUACCAGUUAUGUAAAUCCCUUGAUCACAUGCACAGAAAUGGAAUAUUUCACAGAGAUGUAAAACCAGAAAAUAUAUUAAUAAAGCAGGACGUCCUGAAAUUAGGGGACUUUGGGUCCUGCCGGAGCGUCUACUCCAAGCAGCCGUAUACCGAGUACAUCUCCACGCGCUGGUACCGCGCCCCGGAGUGCCUCCUCACCGACGGCUUCUACACCUCCAAGAUGGAUCUGUGGAGUGCAGGCUGUGUGCUCUACGAGAUCGCCAGCCUUCAGCCCCUCUUCCCCGGAGCCAACGAGCUGGACCAGAUCUCAAAAAUCCACGACGUCAUCGGCACACCUGCGGAGAAGACUCUCACCAAGUUCAAACAGUCGAGAGCUAUGAGUUUUGAUUUUCCUUUUAAAAAGGGAUCAGGAAUACCUCUACUGACAGCCAAUUUGUCCCCGAAAUGCCUCUCCCUCCUGCACGCAAUGGUGGCCUACGACCCCGACGAGAGAAUCACUGCCCAUCAGGCCCUGCAGCACCCCUACUUCCAGGACCAGAGGGCAGUGGAGAAGCAGGCUCUGGCCAGCCACAGGAACUCCGUCCUCUCAGAGUGCCCCGUGGCUCCGGAACUACUCCUUAACGGCUGGCAGAUUUCAAAGGAGGGCAGGAAACAGCCCCACAAGAACGAUUUAAAAAUGGCAACGGCUUCUUUGGGUGAGUGGCAGAGAAGGCGGUUUCGAGCGGGCCCCGAGGGUCUUCCCACGACUCCGGGUGACAGCUGCCUCCGCGAGUGUCCGCGCCCGGGGCUCCCGCCUCCGUCCGUCGCUCCCUCAGGACCGCGUGGGUCACUAUACUACAGUUCCACCUGGAGAGCUGGCCUGGUUUUGGGAUGACAAUAAGCCCUGCAAACAAAGCAGUUUACAUUAAUCCAGCAAAACACGGGGCAGCCAAGAAAGCCACACUCCUCCUUCGCCAGCCGGCUCGCGUGACCAGAGUUACCCUGUCGGCCUGUCAGCCAGUGUCCUCUGUCCUCUACUUCAUUGUCAUUCAUGUCAUUGUGUGACAUUCCUAACUAAUCAGGAGCCACUGAACCCGGCCCCUGCCUGGCUGUCCUCCGGUGGGCAGGGCUGGCCCGGGGUCCCCGGCACGUCGUGGGCCCGAAGGCGAGGGGCGGCCGGACGCCGCCCUCCCCAGAGGCCGCGGCUCACGGCCACGGCAAGGUCCCCAGGAGAGGUCCCCGUUGGCGCCCACAGCCACGGCCACCCCACCUGCACACCCGGCCCCGCGAGCCGGUCGGCGCGCUCUGGUUGGGGUGCGACGGUGGUGCCGCCCCCCCCCAUCCCCGGCUUUAGCACCAGCGUGGACUCGGCCGGUGGACAGAGAAGGAUCUGGGCCACGGGUGGGGAGGCCCAGAACGCGGCCCACACCCGCGCUGUGGCGGCUCGGGGAACAGGGUGCAGGAGGUGGUGUGUGUGCCACGGGGCGGCCCCUCCCCGCAGGCGGGAGGCCUCUGGCACUCCACGUGUGAGCGGGGCCGCGGCCGAGAGCUAACCGUGGGCGUGGGUGUGCGUGUGUGCUCAUCACGGAGUUCCGUCACGGGCUGGCGGGCGACCGUCGCGGAGAAGUUUCAGGUCACAAGAGGGCAACGCUGAAGCUACGGCUUUUCGGCUCUGUGAACACGCUUACGCUGCCCCCAAAAAUGCUUCCGUCGGUGACUCGUGGACCCACGACGAGCCUUGAACUCCACACAACCGCGGCUGUGUUUUCACCCACUGCACUUGUGCGGGCACCCCGGGGCCGCACCCACACCUGGCCGGAGGGAAGCCGGGUAAGUCGCUGGCCGCCCCCCGCUCACGCCUCGUUUCUUCAGACUGACCCCCUCCCCCCCGUGACUCUGGACACGAUCAGGAAGCCAAGGGCCAACGGGGUGUGACAACCGAGCCCCGCGCAGGGCAUCCGGGAGCACAAGCCUGGUCUGACGCGCCCCCCGUGUUUCCCGCUCACGCCCAUCAAGGGGCCGCGGGACAGACGGCUCAGCACACCCGACCUCGGGCCGCCGCUGACCGGGGCCGCCUCCCAGCCUCCACGGAGCGGCGGGGAGGCCAGCAAGGCCCGACGCCCUCUCGGUGGCGACGUGAGGAAACCUUUAACACAAGGAUGUGCCGCCUCCCUCGUCAAGGUUUCAGGUGAUUCCGACUAACAGAGUGGUUUCCGGGAGCUACGGGGUGUCCUGGACAGCUUGUCAAGUCUACAAAAUAAAGACCUCGCUUUUCUCUCCAAACCAAAGUACUCCGCUCCUCCCGCCAACGGGAGAACCACGAUCCGGUCUGGGGACAGAGCCACACACCCUGCUCAGCGGUGGCUGCACUUAUUUAAAUACCAAGGACACUCUGAGAAAGGCACCCCCCCACACACACACAUUAGGGAAGGUGUUAUCUCUAGACCGGCCUGGUCCAACACAAGGUCAAGGCAAGCCACGUGUGAAAUUUAAAAUUCUAGUAGCACAUUUAACAAGUGAGAAAAAGGUGAAACAAUAUAUUUAACCUAAUAUAUCCCAUGUUAUUUCAACACAGAAUCAAUUUAAAAAUUACGAAUGACGGACUUGACGUUAUUUUUUCCCACAAAGCCUUUGAGGCAGGCGCUGUAGCACAUCUCUGUUCGGCCCAGCCCCGUUCCCGGUGCUCUGUGGCCACAGGUGGCCUUCGACGACAGGCUGUGGUGCCGAGCGUGGGCCUGGCCGCCCAACACCACCCCCUCCACCGCCCGCCCCACGCCUUAGCCUCUCUCCAGUUGUGGGUGUGCAGUUCCCGUGGAGGGCGGGUGCUAAGGCAUGGAGGUGGCCGGGGGCCCCGGCUUCCUGGGCCUGACGUCAGCAGGGACACGGCGCCUCCACUGGCUGACCAUCUCUCCCCCGAGAUGCCGCCUCGUCCUUGGGGCCCAGCAGGGAGGCCCGCUCUCCUCUCCUCCUAGGCGACACACACACACACACACACACACACACACACUCAUUCUCCGGCUUCCGUUGGCUGAAGCCUCAACCCCACAGGAACGACUCCCUGUGGCCCCGCUGUCCGUGAGGCCCAGGCUCGAAACAGACCGUGAAGGUUAGCUAAGCGAGCGACCACCCCAACGCCACCCCUCCUCACAACAACCCUCUACUGCCACAUGUCCAGGGAGCGGCAGGGUCCGGAUAACAGGGUUAUUAGCCCUUCCGAUGUCAACCCUGGUGAACGAAUCUUUAAUAACGGACACGGUGCAGCAGUGCACACCAGGGACCCACCCCCAGGGUGCCACCCCUCAGGUACCGAGCUGGCGAGCAGCCUGGGAUGCCAGGCCCGGCUGUGGGUGACAGACCCGAGGGCUCCCUGGAGCCCUCAACCAGAGCAAAGGGAGAAGGGACAGAAUGGUGGAAGCGGGACCACCGGCGGGCCACCCGGGCCCCGCCCAGGGAGCCCCGAACCCCGGGGUGCAGGUGCUUCUGGUGUGCAGGUGAGGGUCCGUGACGUUCCUCGGAGGGCGCGAGGGCGCGUCUGAUACAGGCAGCGGGCAAGGGCCGGGUCUCGCCACCGGCAGCGGGAGGUCAGUGGGACACAGACCCACACCCGUUCGCCUCCUACAGAUGGAACUCGCUUUGCCGUGAUGGACAGCAGAGGCACCGGGGAAAGACUGCCGCUCAAACAAAAAUUCAACGUCAAGCUCACCUCUCUGUAUGCUGUGCUUUAGUUUAAAGGUUACUGGGGGACAAAGAGAAAGAUGGAGAACACACACAGGCCCCCAACAGAGACCAGACCACUCUCAGGAGGGAGGCCAGCUGCCAUCGUCACGUAAGAACAGUUUGGGGCGCAUCCCGGGGAGGGGGGGGCCCCGGACCCGCCAUCCGUGGCAGACGCACAGUGGCCCUGCCGCCCGGUCUGCCUGCUCCCGAGGCCGGCUUGCACUUCACUGCGUCCUCACUGGUUAUUUUCACGGGGAGGGGACAGCAAAGACCAGGCCCGGUUUAGAGACAGCCGUGCCCGUCUGGCCUGCCCGACGACCUUGCCGUGUCGGUGUCCUCAGCGGUGUGGGGACCAGUUUCACGAACAGCAAGUCUGCCCCGGCCCAGACCCCGAGAAUCUGCCUAACACCCUAUCGGGCCCCAGGAAGGAAGCGGUUACCGGAAUAGUGACAAUCCGGAGUCUAAUAUUUACUAGGCCGUCCCGCCGUCACCAGACUUGCCGUUUUAUUGCUGCUAGAGAUCUCACUCGAAAAUUAAGCGAGGAGAUACUCCAGCUCUUGGUCACACAGAGACUAAGAGGCAGAUGCCAUUUGUAAAUUGAUGUCCUUUUACAGAUGGCACGGGCACAGUGAGAAAUCUCAGCAGGCUAACUUCUCCCAGAACGCCCGAGCCACACACCCCUCUUGCCUGACCCUCCACGAGACCCUCACGGUUCGCGUGACCCAAGCGCUGCAUGAAGAGCCCGUGGAAGCCUGGUGGAGCCGAAGCCCCAGACCACACGGCCAGGGUCAGGGGUGGGCACAGCACAGCCCUGGUUCCCCGCGAGGGUGACCCCCCCCCCAAAACGACCCCCCCCCAGGGCCCCUCGUGGCCCCCGACCCACUGCUCACUUUGGGCCUGGGGCCUUGGCUCCUGCUGGGCAGUAAACAGACCCUGUCCCUGUGGUAGCCUUGACCUGCCCAACGACAGGUCACAUCGGGGGUGACAAUUUCCCCCAGGGAGACCACUCGGCCUGAUGCCUCAAGAGAAACUCACCCGGAGAAAAUGAUGCUCUUUUCAGACAUCCGGGCAAAAGGCUUUCUUGGGGCACAAGCAUGUCGGGGCAGCUCAGAACUCUGCCUGGGGAAAAAGCACCCCCUUCCUAUGGCAGGAGGAGGGGACGCUCUUGUGUACCCUAAAAGCGCCUCCGGCUGGAGUCGCUUCAAGAGGGUCUCAGCCACCCUGGCCCCCACCCAGAGCGAGAUGCUGGUCUGGAGGCCACCAGCACUCAAGGAGGGGAGGGGACCGGGCGCCUCCAGAGGCUCUGUCCCUUGCAGGAGACCACGGGUCCACAAUCAACGGUUUCUUCCCACAGGCAGACACACGGGAGGAUGGAGUAUUUUUUCAAGGCACAGACUAUUUUUAAAAGAUUAAAAUGUCAUGUGUGUCUUUCUCAACUUGCUGUCAACCUCGCAGCGUUUAGGGCCGAAAAGCUACUCCCCGCUAAGGGAAAAACAUGCUGUUGCUGUCGGGAGAUCAGGUCGGCCGCUGUGAGGGCGGACGAGCGACAGGCUCGUCUGCGCUGGCAGCUUAGCGUGAGAGGCGAAGUGCACGACACUUCGCGCCGGGCGCUUGGGAGGACGGCACCGUCAGAGGGUUCGGGGUCCAGCCCCCGGAGCACGCGGAGAGGCAGCCCGGAGGGAGCUCCAGGCCCAAACGUCUCCUGUCAAGGAGCAGCCCCGGGGCCCGACCAGGUGACCUCCCACAGCCUCCGGGGCCCUUGCAGAUCCAGGCUGGAGUCUGGCCUCGAGGGGCUCAGGGCCAGAGAGGCCGGGGUGCAGCUGGGGGGCCGGGGGCAGGGGGAGGACACCUCCCUGCAGGACGAGGCGAACCGCUGACUCUUCCCACCCCACGUGGGCCGGGCGUCUCUGGAAGGACGGCUCCACGGCGGCCACGAGGCCUCAGGCGGGCCAUGUGAGAUGAGGAGGAAGACGAGGACAGCCCGGGACAGGAGCUCCUCCAGGAGCCGGCCCGCCUCGGUGCCCCCAGCUACUGGCCAGGGGACCCAACGGGACGCCCGAUGCCGAGCCGCUGGCGGCCCAGGCCGCCCCCUCGCGCAUCCGCGCCGUCGCCAAGAACCUUCACCCGGCGCGGCCGAGGAGUCCGUCGGCAGCCCCCGCCCAGACGGGACUGUCGGCACCUCUGCCGCUCGGAGCAGUGAGUCUCCAGUCACGAGGACGCGGAACUGGGCGGAAGUGUGGGAACUCCCGUGGCUGUUGGAGCUCUCGACAUGAACAAGCACCGAGAAGCUUCCUUCUCCGGCCAGCUGGGACUGCCGUACAGCCUUGCUGUGGAAGUGACCACUGGAAACCGUCCACGCGUCCGGUGUUGGCACGCAUUUACGGACAGAGGGCCCCCGAGCGCCUGGGGACACGCGUGGGUGGGGAGGCCCCGGCCGCGACGGGGACGAGGGAACAGCUAAGACCCAAGACAGUGCCACACAAACACCGUCUUCUUAACAUGAGAAAUCACCAAUACUGCCAUGAAAGCCUCAUUAAUUACUGUAACCGUUAAGAACUUAACUUACCAGCAUGUCAUGUUAGGAAGCCUCUUCAUCAAAUUUAUUUGUCAAGAAGUUAGAUGAAAACGUAACAAAGGACACAAAUUUCACUUCUGAUUUUCAUUAAACGUAAAUAAUCAUACAAUUUUAUACGAUGCCACCUAACACAGCAGUCCUUAAUAAACUUAGGUAUACAGAAAUAAAAAACGCA